AGACUCCAAGUGAAGCAGCCGCAGGACAGCAUCAGAACUCAUGACAGGGUGCAACAGAAACCCAGAUGCAACUUGAUGCUUGACGCUCUGCUGUAAUACAUCAAUGUGAUCAAAUGACAUCGAAGAAAGUGUAAGGUUCUCUAGUUACACUGUCUUUGUCUGCCGGCAGCUAAGCCCCUGAGAUUGUCACCGAGAAUCUUGGUCAGGAUGUACGGACGAAUCCUUCAUCCGCACAGCCCCGAUGAUUGCUUUAUUAAUGUCAAUGUUGGUGGUUUCAAACAGCGAAUGGAGCACGGCGUUCUGAAUCGAUUCCCACAGACACGUUUGGGUCGCCUCCUGUGUUGCAGCUCCAAAGAAGCAGUCCUGGAGCUCUGCGAUGACUUCACUCCCUCGGAAAUGGAGUACUACUUUGACCGCAAUCCACGUUUCUUCUGCUACGUUAUCAACUUUUACCUCACAGGCAAAAUCCAUCUGGUGGAAGGGUUGUGCGUGGUGUCGUUCGUCCAAGAGAUUGAGUAUUGGGGCAUCAAGGAGCGCCACCUGGACUACUGCUGCAGCAACAAAUUCUAUGAACUGAUGCAGCUUGCUGAAGAUAAGAGCUGGGAUCAGAGAAGUGAUGAGUUGCAAAGUUCAGGCUCAUCUAUCGAGGAGCUGUCAGUUUUGAAGGAUGACAUAGAAAUGUUUGAAGGCUCCUGGUGUGCUGAUGUUCGCAGGAAUAUCUGGAUUCGACUUGAGGAUCCAGCCUACUCUACUUCAGCCAAAGUGAUGGCUGUAGCAUCCCUGAGUGCGGUCAUUGUCUCAAUUGUUGCCAUGUGCGUCCACAGCAUGCCGGACUUCAAUCAAGUGGAUCACAAUGAGAGGGAGAUUGAAAACCCCAUUCUGAAUUUCUUUGAGAACCUCUGUGUUCUGUUCUUUUCUGGAGAGUUUCUUCUUCGUCUGGCUGUUGCACCGUCAGCCAGGAAGUUCUUGUGCAGCCCUCUCAAUAUCAUCGACCUAAUGUCAAUUAUGCCCUUCUAUUUUACUUUAGCUUGUGAUUUAAUGGCUGAUAGUGAGAACACAGACCUCGAGAAUGUUGGAAAAGUGGUGCAGAUCUUGAGGUUGAUGCGAGUAUUUCGCAUCCUAAAACUGGCUCGCCACUCAUCGGGCCUUCGCUCUCUCGGCGCUACACUGCGAAACAGCUCCAGUGAAGUAGGGCAGCUGGUGCUUUUCUUGUCUGUGGGCAUUUCAAUGUUUUCUGCUCUCAUUUACUAUGUGGAGAAUGAAUCUCAAGAGUCAGAGCUGCAGACUAUGCCUAUUGGCUGGUGGUGGGCCACCAUUAGCAUGACUACAGUGGGCUACGGGGACACUUUCCCUGUUACACCAGCUGGGAAGCUGGUAGGAUCCGUGUGCAUCCUCUGUGGGCUGCUGAUCGUGGCUCUGCCCAUUACCAACAUCUUCAAUAAAUUCUCCAAGUUCUAUGAGAGGCAAAAACUGAUAGAAGCUAAAGCUGAACCCUCUACAGCAAGUACAGGAGUGUUACCAAGCAGUGAGUCUUAAGUUGGGUCUGUGGCACUCAGUCAGGGGUCCGUUAAUACGUUUGGCCAAGGAAAAGAGAUUAGCAGAGGGAUUUUAACUGUGAUAAAUGGCUUAGAAUUCAAAGGUCAAGCAAGUGUUUUUCUUGUGUAGUGGCAAAUAUCUUCAUGGACUAAGGACGUUUUUGACAUUUUGGGAUUUUUGCUUAAUCAUUUUCUUGUUUUCAGUUAAAUAAAAAGAGUGAACAUUUGAACUUCCCAACCAUGUAAAGUAAAUAAGAGAUUACAUUUUUUAUUAGGCCAACCCGGGAGAUUACAUCACACUAGUUCCCUCCCUGAAAAAACAUUGGAAUUUUCCAUUGGAUUUUUGCAAUAUCGUGAGCUCUCUAGUAAACAAAGUUAAUGAAACGUACACGUGCUGUUCAGCCUGAUAAUCUACACAAAUGACACCACAGUCACAUGACAUUGUGUCAUUGCUUUUAAGCCUAAUGUGAGCUAUAGUGUUCAGUUUGCUAAGGUUUAAAAGCCAUAUUUAGCACUUGAUAGCAAAAAAGGGUGAGAGGGGGGGUUAUUUAUUCAAGGUAUUUCUAUUCUACAGAGCUUAUUUCAGGCAUCAAACCAAAAAGAAAUUGACAGUCUCGUCAAAGGAACCAACUGAUCUGGAAAAAUGUAACUGGCACCACUAGCCUGUCACCCUAUUUUAAGCCUAAUAAGAGUAGAAACAGGUGAACAUGGCUAAAGCUUUGUCCAAACGUAAGACAUCCAACUACCAGCAUAUUUCUUGGCCAGCGGACACUCCAGGUAGUAACUGGCCCUUGCCAGGAAAUAGUCUUCCACAUUUCCCCUGUUAAUUAGCACAGUAGUAGAUCAGAUUAAUAAAAUAUAUUAAGUUUAAACAAAUAAACAUGUCAGUUAGUAAACUUUAUAGGUUAAUGUGGCUAAAUAUUUUUGCCGGAUGGUAGCUCCUGGCUGAGCUAAGCAAAGCUAACAGGGUGCUAGCUCCAGCUAUGUACACAGUUAUUGUCAGAAAGGGGAGUUGUAUCAAUUUAAUCAUCUGACAUAGUCUUAGUCUGUUACAAUUUGAUAAUGCAUUUAAUGGCUUUAAACUUUGCAUUGCAUUUGGGUUCAAUUGUCCAUACUCUCAAAUAGUCUGUCACAUUCUUGUAUUUACUGCGAGUUUACAAAACUCUGAUUGUGUGCGCACCAAAAAGUAUGAUGCAGCAUUCUGUAGUUGUUCAAGUCCUUUGUCCAUAAAUGCCUGUCUCCAUUUCAGUUCUCAUCUGCUAUUGGUCCAUGUGUCUUAUUCUUGUCUCUGUUGUAUUUAGUUUUAAUUGCAUAAUUGCAUAAUCCAACAAGAGGCUUCUCUUUUGCUGAGUCAUCAGUGUAAUUAGUCCUUAAUCAAUGUAUACGUCAAUAAAAAUCCUUUCAAGUUGCUGAAUUCACAAUUCAUCCCAUGAUGAGUA
Molecule: messenger RNA, 2974 nt
Organism: Notothenia coriiceps (black rockcod)
Lineage: Eukaryota; Metazoa; Chordata; Actinopteri; Perciformes; Nototheniidae
Product: potassium voltage-gated channel subfamily S member 3-like
Exons: 2
Coding region: 208-1536 (442 amino acids)
Biological process (GO): action potential; protein homooligomerization; potassium ion transmembrane transport
Cellular component (GO): voltage-gated potassium channel complex; membrane
Molecular function (GO): voltage-gated potassium channel activity
Source: RefSeq, a predicted model, not a curated record